This is a messenger RNA of Funneliformis geosporum, 142 nucleotides long. The record is from the annotation of a GenBank genome assembly. NCBI's taxonomy places the organism in Eukaryota, Fungi, Glomeromycota, Glomeromycetes, Glomerales, Glomeraceae.
GAUGUGCAUGAAUAUUUGCCGCUAACUUACAUUCCUCAGAAAUAUAAGGAAACGACGACUGCUGCUUACGAAAUUAGUACAGAAAAGAUAAUCGGAACGAAUGGCAGUGCAUCUAACGAACCGGGUGUACUUAAAAGAACGA